AUUUGCAUAGCAACCACAACUUCCGGUCAGUGCGAGCUUGAUUAAAAAUGGCGGAUUGUUUGCCUAGAAGUUCACAGUUUGCUUUUAGGCGGUAAACAUGAGAUAAAUGUAAUAGCAGUUGAGUUGAAAUUUAACCAAAAAUCGUCAAAGUAGAUUUUUUUCCAAAGCAGUCAUGUCGGUGUCAAGUGGUCCUUUACCAAAGUUACAACAUGCCAAAUUUGAAGAAUUUGAUCCAGAUGAGAUAAGUGUUCAGUAUAAAAGUGGAGCUAUAUUUAAAGGAACAGUCUGUGACCAUAGAAGGGAAGGUUCUGGGAAGUUUAUAUGGCCUAAUGGGGCCCAGUAUGAAGGAGAGUACCAGGACAAUCUUAGAAAUGGAAAAGGACUUCAAGUAUGGCAGGAUGGUAGCCAGUAUGAUGGAGAUUUUGUCAAUGAUAAACGACAUGGAGAAGGAGAAGUCAAAUGGUCAAAUAAUGAGUCAUACAAAGGACCAUUUUAUAAAGACAGACGACAUGGUAAAGGAGUAUAUAACUGGCCUGAUGGCUCCACAUAUGCUGGCACUUUUUAUAUGGACAGAAAGGAAGGAUAUGGAGUGUUUAAAUUUGCCAAUGGCAAUAAAUUUGAGGGGUUAUAUAAAGAAGAUGAACGAGAGGGACCUGGAGUCUUGACUUACCAUGAUGGUAAACAGGAUGUAGGUCUAUGGAAAGGAGAGAAACUUGUCAAAUUAUGUACUGCAAAUUCAGAGGCUUUUACUAUGGACAGUCAUAAAGAAUUAGACUUUAACCCAGAAGAACAUAUUAUGUAUUUAAAUACUGAUGAACCAACAGAUAAUGCAGACACAGCUAGAUCAGAAGAUAUACUGGAACUUUUACCUGACAGUCAAAUCACUGAAAGAGUAACAGAUCUGUAUUCUGAUUCCUUGGAUCCUCGUAGUCUAGCAAUUAAUAGGGAGGAAUUUGAUAAAGAAUAUUUUAGACAGUUAGGACAAGAGAAAAAUGACAAAAAUGAAAAAGUUCUAGCCUGGAAUAGAACACCAUCAGUUAUUAAUUUACAAAAACAUGUUCUGAAACAUACAGGAAGUCAAAACACUGUUUCAUUUAAAGUAGAGCAAGUGCUUAAAGGUGAGAGGUCAAAGUUCAAGGCUAAAGGACCGCUAGAAACUGCAUCAGAAGAGUUGUUAGUAGCUGCUGCUAAAGGAGAACUACAGAAAGUGGAAGACUUAUUGACAGGGGGCAAAGUUCAUCCUGAUGUGGCUGACAACAGUGGACAUACUGCUCUCAUUGGAGCUGCUGUCAACUGGCAAGUAGAUGUAAUUAAUUGUUUGUUAAAUCAUGGAGCUGAUGUGAAUAAAUUAAAUGAUGAAGGUUGUUCUGCCUUGUCAGCUGGAGCUAUAUUCUUCUAUCCAUUAGAAGGCUUCAGAUAUAACAUUGCAGAGAGAUACCUAGAUAGACCUGCGGUGUAUGAAGAAAAAGACAGAAAGGCUGUUAAAUCUCAAAAAGGUAUUCUAGCUACAAAGAAGACAAUGGGAAGCACUAAGUCUACACCAGCUCCACCUAAACAGAAAGGAAGAGAAUCUCCAGCACUUAGUACAGAUAAAAAGGUUGUCCCCUCAGGUACCAGUCUAAUCAGUGCAGACAGUGGCUUUGCUCAGAAUGAUAGCAGUCAGAAUCUUGCUAAUAAACAACAAGUUAGAAUAAUUGAACCAGAAGUUAAUAGUUCUAAGGAGAAUAUAAAAGAAAAUGACAGUGAUUCUGUUUUAGGGGAUGCCAGUAAGGAAGUGAAGUUUUCUUUAGCUGGAGGUGAUCAUAAGACAGAGGAAAGUGAAUUUGAGUCUGUUGCUACACUAAGGGACUUUGAAAUAGAAGUAUCUGAACAGUUGUUAGAUAGAUGUGCCACACAGCUGAGUACUAAUGAGAAGAUUGUUGGUGGGAGACGGUCACGUGACAGUGCAAUGCUGGGAACAGUUAGACAUAUGGCUGUCAUCAAAAAUGAAAAGGAGAGGAUGAAGGCUACUUUAGAUUUGUUAUUGAAGAGAGGAGCUGACCCUAAUGCCUCUGGUGUUCCCAUGCCUAUCUUGUUCUUUGCUAUAAAAUCAGCUGAUGUAGAAAUGGUCAAGACUUUAUUGUAUAGAGGAGCUUCUACUGCCAUUACUCUUCCUAAGGAGAAAGGAGGGUUAGCUCCCUUACAUAUAGCCUGUGCCAUCCCUGGAGAUGAAGGUGUACAGAUUACAGAGUUAUUAUUACACGCCUCUGCUGAACCUGAUGUUAGAGCUACUGUGGAUGAUUCAUUUCUAAAUAGAAAUCUGGAAGAGGAGUGGAAUAAGGACACGAUAUCACCUGAGAGUGAACUUUUACUGGGUGGUAGAACUCCUCUACAUAUAGCAUGUGCUAGGGAUGAUAAUUAUAAGAAUGCCUGCAAGGUUGUUCAUCUGCUUCUUGAACACAAGGCCAAUCCAAACUUACUGUGUAAUGGAUUCUCUCCCCUUGCCCUAGCUAUAGCUAGUGGUAAUGAUCAGGCAAUAGAUGUUUUAUUAGCAUUCCUUGCUGAUCCUAGUUUAGUUUUGACUCAUGGUGUUGGAAGUGCUCUCUGUGUUGCAGCCUCUACUGAGUAUGAGUAUAGAAGACCUAUAACUACAAGACUUGCUUUGAUUGAUAAACUUGUUAAAACUGGAGGUAAUAUAUUAGCUCCAAUACCAAUAGGACCCAAGAGGAUCAUGGGAACUGCUGUAGACUAUGCCUACUAUAUGUUUAAUCAGGACAGAAGAAUUGCCCACAUGCCUUACCAUGCACUAACACAUGCUGAGAGGGACACAUACAAUGCCAGGAAGAAGUUGUUAGAACAUCUGGGUGAUAUACUGAGGACCAAGGCUGUAGAGAGAGAAAGAUUCAGACUAGAAGAUGAUAAUAGUCAGGGAAUAAGAAGUAGAAGUCCUAGUCCUAACUUUGUCUACACUGGAGCAGGAGCCGAACUACCUCCAGGCCACAGAAAAUCAAGGUCACCAAAAUCUCCUAAGUCACCAUCAAAAUCACCCGAUAUGACAGGGGAAAGUAAAGUCAAAUUUGAACGAUCGACAAAAAGUCCUCGUAAUGUUGGGAGAGGUUACCCUGAGAAGGAGCCAGGAACAUUACCACCAAGAAAGCCCCUGUUUAAAUACUGUUACGAGUGUGGCCGAUCAGUAGGUGUCAGACUGUCAGCUUGUACUAGAUGUAAGGAGGUAUAUUACUGCAGUAAAGCCUGUAAAAUCCAUGCCUGGGACAAGAGGCACAAACAGGAAUGUGUAAGGAUAGGAGAUAGUUUACUGAGCCCUGGAGAUUCUCUAAAAGAUCUUAAAGUCCAGAAAAAGUGGGAAAAGACUGGCAAAAAUGUUGUGAAAAUGAUAAAUGCUGUGAAAUUAUUGAGGAGAUCCAGAAGUCCUAGCCCAAAGAAUGGCAGAAAGGGAAAAUCAGACAGUCCGACUCCUAACACAGACCUUGGUAAAGGAAAACUCACUGUUCAUGACAUCAAUAAGGACAAAAAGGCAUUAAGGAUCAGCAUCAACGAUAACAAAACAAAAAAUAUAACAGCCUAAUUGUUCCCAAUAAAGGAUUAAGUACCAGUGCUCGAGGAAGGAAGCGAGAAGUUACAAUACUCGGGGUUGAUCCAAGGAAAAUUACAUCCGAAAAAGGUCAAAGAAGGCGACCUAAUUACCCACCGUGGGUUUAUGUAGAUAAUUAUAGUUAUGUAUAAUUUGCAUUUUAUUUAAUUUAUUUUAAUUUUUUCAACAAAAGACAUUCUUGUUAAUAGUAAUUGAUUUUUAAUAGAAGUUUUAUUAUACAAUAAAGAAAAUGUGCAAUGUUUGAAUGUUAAAUAUGUUCAACAGUACAGAUCCAGUUUAAGUUUGAUGCUUUCUAUCACAAAUGCUAUUCGAUUGAAUAUUUACAUUCUGUACAUUUUCCUGUUUUUAUGUUUAUAGACUUAAUUUCAGGGACGACUGUUAUUCAGUUACAAAGCACAAAAAGACAAAAAUAUGUUUUAAGACUAUGAAUGUCAAAUUAGAAGCAAAAUGUAUGUAGUUAAAGCUUUCUGUUUUAUAUGAAUAUUCAGUCAUUUAAUGAAAUGGUUGUGACUAAAAUCUCUUAUUAAAGAAUAUAGAAAUAGAAUUGUAAUGUUUGUUUAUGCUGUUGUGUUUUCUAUUUUCAUUUAUGUGCCAAACAUUUUGUUCAAUAUUAAAUUUCAUUGAGUUGAACAACAAUUAAGGUUAAAUUCCUUAUUCAUUUCACUUGAAUAUGUCCAUGGGUUGUGUGAAAUUUAUAUCAAUAUCAGUUAGCAUAUUAGGCUGAUUUACCCUUCAAAAGGAAAUCAUUUGUUUAAAUCAAGGAUAUCCAUGAAGGAAUUUUUAAAUAGAUACUAAAUGAAGUGGGCAAUAUUGUGAAUUUACUUGAUAAGUAAAAUUGAAAUAGGACAUUUUAUUUAGAUGAUUAUUCAGAAUUUUCUGGGAAAUAGAUGAACUCAGCUUAUUAUGAUAUACAUGAAAUACUUUAUGUUCAACAAAACAAAUUGGCUUUUAAAUAUUUUCAAUGAAAAGAUAUUUCAUGCAAACAUAUCCUCCAACAGGGUUUUUAAGACUGCCCUUUUUGUUAUUGCUUCAUGAAUUUUUAACCCUUAUCAAUGUUAUAUGAAAAAAAAUAUGAAUAUAAAAUAUGAAAAGUAGUACAUGAAGGAGAAUCAUGUCUUUUUUGUUUUGUUUUUUAAUAAGCAAGUGAAAUGCCUUUAUGGUUUUAUUAAACUGCUGUGUAUUUUCCUGUGCCUUGUAAUUUGUUACACAUGUUUGUUGAUUCCAGAAUAGAAAUAUUUUAGUUUAUAAUUGUUCAUAAAUCUGUGAUAUUUUAUUGAAAAUUUAUUUUUACAUGACAUAGUCUGCUUUUUUAAAAACAGAUCAUAAAUUUACUGUAUUUAUAAAUUGUAUUUAAAAAGUUUAACAUUAUUUAUCUAAUGUUUAACUUUAAUACAUAAUAAUUGUUAUAUUAUAAUCAAUUUGCAUAUGUUUCUUAUCUAUAAAGACAAAAGUGCUUCUUAUUAUGUACCUUUUUAUUUUAAUUUUAUCAGAGGCUUUCACCAUAAUAAUGAAUACAUUUUAAUGAUUUUAGGAUUCACAUUUCUUUUUUUCAAUAAUCAAAUAUUUAGUCAGAAUUUCGGAAUUUCAUUGGUUUGUUUUAAUGUUUAAGAAUGCAUUUAGAAUUAUAUGACUGUGUCUUGCAUUUAAUGUGUAUGAACUUUUACUAUGAAAUAUGUUAAUUACCUCUUUCACAACAUAUUCGAAAUGUGAAGCAGAAAACAGAUAGAUGUUUAUCUUUUAUAGGACUUUUAUGAGACCAAUUACUGCUGAAUCACUUCUGUCCAUAUUUUAUAGGACUUUUAUGAGACCAAUUACUGCUGAAUCACUUCCGUCCAUAUUUUAUAACUAUUUUACAGUAAUGAGUUAAGCUUAGAAAUGAAGUUUAUGCACUUUGAAAAAUUAAAAAAAGGUAAUCUAUGUUAUCUUUAUCA
Messenger RNA from Mytilus trossulus (common blue mussel), 5523 nucleotides. Its product is annotated as ankyrin repeat and MYND domain-containing protein 1-like. The record is from RefSeq and is a predicted model, not a curated record. The coding region runs from base 173 to 3565 and encodes 1130 amino acids. Gene Ontology annotation, molecular function: protein binding. Lineage: Eukaryota; Metazoa; Mollusca; Bivalvia; Mytilida; Mytilidae. The transcript has 21 exons.